Molecule: messenger RNA, 312 nt
Organism: Aspergillus ochraceoroseus IBT 24754
Lineage: Eukaryota; Fungi; Ascomycota; Eurotiomycetes; Eurotiales; Aspergillaceae
Product: RidA family protein
Exons: 2
Cellular component (GO): cytosol
Molecular function (GO): deaminase activity
Source: RefSeq, a predicted model, not a curated record
CUCGACGGUCUAGUCUUCCUCGCUGGCCAAUGCCCUAUUAGUCCCGAUGGCUCUGUUUUCCAGGGUUCUAUUGCGGAUAAAGCCAGACUCGUGUGCGAAAACGCUAAGACUUUGCUGGAGGCUGCUGGCAGUUCGACUGCGAAGGUUAUUAAGGUUACUGUCUUUUUCCUGGAUAUUGAUCGUGAUUACGAUGACUUCAACUCGGUCUACGUCCAGUAUUUCCCUCACCUUCCCGCAAGAAGUGUGAUGGAGGUAUCCAAGAUUCCUCCCGAGGGAAAUUCCUUUGAGAUGGAUGUGAUUGCUCUGAAAUAA